AUGGCGCCGGCCGCCACUCCGGAGCCUAUCGCCAUCUGCGGUAUGGCCGCCCGCCUGCCCGGCGAGGUGCGCACCCCGGCUGAGUUCUGGGACAUGCUGAUGGCCAAGCGCAAUGGGCUGGUUGAUUGGCCGCGCAGCAGCAGCAACGGCACCAGCGACAAAGAAAGGUCUCCCGCGGCCACCGGACGGUUCGACGCCGCCGGCUUCCAGAGCGACACGCCCGCCAAGAACACCCUCCAGGCACCGCAGGCAUACCUUCUCAACCAUGUGUCGAUGGGCGACUUUGAUCCCAGCUUCUUCCCUGUCGGCGCCAAAGAGGCUUCCCGCAUGGACCCAAUGCAGCGACAGCUCCUCGAGGUCGCCUAUGAGUGCGCCGAGAACGCUGGCGCCGCCCGGAACCUGUUUGGCGGCAACACCAGCAUCACCACCACAUGCGGCGUCGGCACCGGCACGAAAGAAACGGCCUUAGACUUGGCCGCACGCAAGGAUGUCGGCGUCUUUGUCGGCGUCUUCGGCGAGGAUUGGCUCCAGGAGAACGUCAUGGACAGCCAGCUGGCCGGCCUGUACCGCGGAACGGGCUUCCUCGACUUCCUCCAGGCGAACCGCGUCAGCUUCGCCAUGGACUGGCAAGGACCCAGCAUUGUCGUCAAGACGGGCUGUUCGGCCAGCCUCGUGGCGCUCGACAUGGCCUGUCACAGCCUGCGUGCCGGAGAGUGCGCCGCCGCCGUCGUGCUGGGCGUCAACCUCAUCACUUCGCCACUCAUGACGCUAUUGUACACGGCGCAGGGCCUUCUGAGCCCCUCGGGUUGCUGCAGGACCUUUGACGCAGCCGCCAACGGUUACGGCCGCGGCGAGGCCGUCAACGCCGUUUUCCUGCGGCGGCUCUCGGACGCCGAGCGAGCUGGCGACCCCAUCCGGGCGCUGGUGCGAGCCAGCGCCACGGGCCAUGACGGCCGCAAGAUCGGGCAGCUCAAGCCGGACGCUGCGGCGCAGGAGUUGCUGAUCCGCAAGACGUACGCGCUGGCGGGCAUCCCGGACUCGCAGUUCGGGGACACGGCGUGGAUCGAGUGUCACGGAACAGGCACCGCCGUCGGCGAUCCCAUCGAGAUGCGGUCCGUCGCCAACGUCUUUGGCCGCGACGGCACUAUCGUUGGCAGCGUCAAACCCAACGUCGGCCACUCGGAGGGCGCUGCUGGUCUAACGGCCCUGAUUAAGGCCGUGCUAUCGCUAGAGCACGGCGUGAUACCGCCAAAUAUCUUUUUCAACACGCCCAACCCUCUCAUUCCCUGGCAGGCGGCCAAGCUCCGGGUCCCAGUCGACCCUCUGCCGUGGCCCGACGGCCGCAAGAAACGGGUCAGCGUCAACUCCUUUGGAGUAGGCGGCUCCAAUGCCCACGUCAUUGUCGAAGACGGCAGACCGUCCAAAUCUCUGGUGCCUCGGGCUCCCACCGAGGCGGCCCGCGUCCUGCUCCUUUCCAGUGCCACCCACCCUUGGUCACUGCAGAAGCAGGUUCUCAACCAUCGAAACUACCUUCUAGAACGCCUGCCCGCCUCGCGUCAUGACUUGAGCAGUCUUCUCCAUGACUUGGCCUACACGCUCGGUUGCCGACGCCAUCACUUCCCUCUGCGGACGUAUACUGUGGUUCGAGUGCAACAAGAGGCCGAAAACGACUACGAGGACGAGACAAAAGCAGCCGAGAGCGGGCUGCUGACUUUCGGCGACGCAGGCCAUUCCGGACAGGUUCAGGACAAGACGCCGCCGCCCCGCGUCGCCUUUGUCUUCACGGGCCAGGGCGCUCAGUCGGUUCGUAUGGGUUACGAGCUGCUCCACGAUAAUAAUGUGUUUGCCGACAGCAUCCGCUACCUGGACCAGUGCCUGAAGACCCUACCGGAGGCUCUGGCACCCAAAUGGACUCUUUUUGAAGAGCUUUCUAAACCAGCUCCGGACAGCCUCAUAGAGGAGACUAGAUACUCGUUGCCCUGCUGCACCGCCGUCCAGAUCGGUCUAGUCCACAUGUUCCGGGCCUGGGGCGUCUUGCCCGCGGCCGUUGUCGGCCACUCGAGCGGCGAAGUCGCCUCGGCCUAUGCGGCAGGCGUCCUUUCAGCCCGCAAGGCCAUCAUCAUAGCCUAUCUGCGCGGUCUGGUACUGGAUGAGCUGCGGGAUGAGAAUGGCAAGCCGCAGCCGCGACAGCCGGGCAUGAUGGCCACAAUCGGCUUGGGAGCCAUGCAGGCUGAAAAGUUUCUCAGUCCCGGCGCUGUCGUUGCCUGCCACAACAGUCCGAGCAAUACGACCGUUUCUGGCGAUGCGGACGCGGUACAGGAAACCCUUCGAAAGGUUGUCGAGGCGGACCCGCGGAUCCGUUGCCACGCGCUCCGGGUCCGAACGGCCUUCCACUCCCAUCACGUCGGGCCGAGCGCGCUCAGGUAUGAGGAGCUGCUAAGACCGUUUCUCGACGGAUUAGAGACCAGCAGCCGACCCUUGGAUUCUCCUCCGCUGUAUAGCAGCAUCUCGGGGUCGCUCGAAGAAGACGCCGCGAAGCUGGUGGGAAGCGCGCGAUACUGGAGAGACAGCCUCGAGAAGCCCGUAUUAUUCCGGCAGGCUCUAGAACAGCUAGUUAGCUGCGAGAGCUCGCCCAACAACCCGGCAAACACCAGUACCAACAACAGCCAGCUCCUCCUUCUUGAAAUUGGGCCUCAUCCCGCACUCAGAAAGCCUAUCGCAGAGACGUUGUCGUCAUCAUCCAUGACGACCGAGCCACAAGCUUCGCACAUCGCGACCUUGCGCCGCGGCGAGAGGUCCGACGAGGCCAUGUUACGAACGGUGGGGGAGCUGUUCGUGCGCGGAGCUCUCACGGAGGCGAACAUGGAGUCCAUCUUCAGACCAGAUGGGUCUGCCUCACCUGCUCCACAUUGCCUGACCGACCUGCCUCCUUAUGCAUGGCACCACGGCACGCAGUAUCUGGAUCCGCCGCGCGUGGCCAGCGUUUACAAGAGCGCGCGGCAUCUCCCUCACGAGCUGCUUGGCGCCCGGGUCCCGGACGCCACCGACAUCGAGCCGUGCUGGCGCUGUGUUCUGGAGCCCGAAGACCAGCCCGCAUGGCUGACCCACCACGUCAUCGACAGCCAGGUAGUCUUUCCCGCCGCCGGCUUCGUCGCCAUAGCAGCCGAGGCUGUUCAUCGGCUUGGGCCCGGCCAUGUUGCCGACAAGAGUUACGUCAUGCGCAACGUCUCUAUCAGGUCGCCGCUUGUCGUGCCACAAGGGUCGACAUUCGAGCUCUUCACGAGGCUCUCGCAGGCUCAACACCAAGACCAAGACUCGGGCGACGGCGCCAUCGAGGACAAUUGCCCGGAGAGCACGUGGUAUGAUUUCCACAUCAUGGCCUUGGUGCCAGAUCGUGAUGGUGAUCAAUGGACCAGCCACUGCCGAGGCUUGGUUGCCGCUGGCGGUGUCGCUUCGGCCGCAUUUUCGAAUGGCAAGCCGUGUCAUGGCGGCACCGGCAUCGGCGCCGGUUGCGGCCCCACUGGGGGUCGGCGGGUCGGCCUGGACGGUGGCGGCGACGGCGAUGCACGGACCGUUGACUCCGCCGAGUGGUACUCCAUCGCCGACUCGGUCGGCCUGUCGUACGGCCCCUCGCUGCAGGGCCUUCAAGACAUCACAGCGUCCACCUCACGUCUGUUGGCAUCGGCCAGUGUUUACGACUACGAUGAAGACGAAGACGAAGCAGGGUAUGCGCUGCAUCCGGCCGUCUUGGACAUGGGGCUCCAGUUGAACCUAGUCGCCAUGUGCCAGGGGCUCGGCAAAAAGUGCGACCUACUCUUGCUACCAACCUACAUCGAGGAGAUUUCAGUGGAAGCAGAUACCACACGUCUGCUGCAGAAUAGGGGGAACAGCCCUCAGGCUCGGGAUGGCAGACUGAAGAUGCGCGCGGAGGUCAGUUGGGUGCGGAAGGGUAGAAGCCUUCAAGGCACCGUCACCGCCACUGCCAACGGCGAUGAAAGCUCUCACAACGAUGAUAUUCUUCCCCGCCUUUCCAUGCGAAACGUCAAGUUCAUGGCCAAACCGCCGCGGGCCCGGCGCACCCCCCAAGACGCCCCUCUGGCGACAACACAGCCCCAUCUUGCGUCCGUCUUUGAAUGGGCCCCGGACGCCGAACUCGUUAAUAUGGACAUGGUCGAUUCAGUGGUUGGAAUGGCCCGGCUGCUCGCCUUCAAGAACCCGCGCGUCCGCGUCUGCGUCUUCGCUCGCGACGGCGACGUAGCACUGGUCUCCGCCGUCAUGCGAGCCCUCGAGACCCAGGCCAUGUCCAACGGCAACGUAUUGGCAUCCCUGACGUACGCGGCCGCUACGACGGCAGAGCUGGGUCUGGCUCAGCUUUCUCUGCAAGAGGGCGAACAAUAUCAUGUGAAAUUCGCUCCCACAUGGCUGGACAUGUCUCAAAUCCUCUCGGCCCAGCUGGAAAAUCAUAGCGGUUUUGACCUUGUUCUCGUCGAUGGGCCCGCCGCCUUUACCAGGCUGUGCUCCAUCUCGGCUCCUUAUAAAAGUCCUUUGCCCGUUAAUCCUGGGGGAUGGUUCCUGGUCGACCGGUAUAGUGGCGAGGCCACGACUGAGACUGAGACCGACAGGAAGCUGGAGCAGCUCGGCUUCACACUUAUGCGCCGGCGUUCUCCCUCCUCUGAUAGUACAAACAAAGGAUUUUAUGCGGCGAGAGCUUUGCUGCCCGGUCACAGGAAACACGCCAGCUCGAGACAGCGACGUGUCGUUAUCAUACUCGCAACACCCGCACUCGAAGAGCUGGCCCGGUCACUCCAGAGCGCCUUGCAAGAGUCUGAAGUACGCUCCGAGAUUCGCGUUUGCCACUCUGGGAGCCAGCCGCUAUCUUCUGAUGACGAUGGCAACGAACAAACCGUCAUCGUAUCGAUGCUGCACCUGGAACAGUCGCCGGCAGAGGAAGAGCUCACUGCUCAGUCCUUCAGAAGCUACAUCGACAGCCUCCUCGCGGCUCGGCAACCCCGCGUCUGGCUUCUUCCGCCCCUCCAGCUGGGGAGUACAGGAUCGACAUCGCUGUGCCAUCGGCCCGACCCAGCGUGGCUGAUCGGUCUCACGCGCACCGCACGCACCGAGAACCCGGCACUAGACUUCACCACGAUCGAACUCGACAUAGUCAACACGCCCGUCCGGAUCGCGGCCGACGCCGUCGCUCGCAUCAUCGAAAGAUUGACCCAGCUCGGCCCCGAGUUGGAACCGGAAAUCCUGCAGCAUGACAGGCCGGACAUGGACCGCGAGCUUGGUGUCACGCCAGACGGGACUGUGCUGAUUCCUCGGAUGACAUGGUCAUCGCUCCAUGACGCUGCCAGCUCUGUGGAAGCGGAUACCGCGGACGAUAUUGGCGGUCCAGGACUUGUUUCGUUCCGUGAGGACGCAAGCUAUUUGCUAGUUGGCGGCCUCGGCGGGCUCGGGAGGUCCGUCUGCCGCUGGAUGGCCGCACGGGGGGCACGCCACCUCGUGCUAUUUUCUCGGUCUGCCGCCGAGCCCGAAGCGGCCACGCUUGCCUUGGUGGAUGAGUUGGCGUCCAUGGGAUGCGCCGCCGUUCGCGUGAGCGGGUGCGCAGAACACCUCCCGGCCGUCGAGCGCGCCGUCAGGGCAGCCGAUCACUCUGCCCCUCGCGGGCUCGCCGGCAUCCUCCACAUGCCCAUGGUCCUCCGUGACCGGCCGCUGGCAGACAUGACCUGGGACGACUGGACCACCGUCUUGGACCCCAAGGUGCGCGGUGCCUGGAACUUACACAACACUUUGCGCCGCCACCGGCGAGACAGGCUCGAUUUCUUCGUCCUCUUCAGCUCAGUCAGCGGCAUCGUGGGCCAGCGCGGCCAGGCCAACUACAACGCAGCGAACGCCUUUCUCGACGCCUUCGCGCUGUACCGCCGCGGCCUCGGCCUCCCAGCUAGUGUGCUGGACCUUGGCAUCGUUGGUGAUGUAGGCGCGGUGGCGCGCGACAAGGCGCUGUCGGCGCAGUUCCGCAAGGCCGGCUAUGUAUUUUUGGGAGAAGAUGCGGUCCUACAGGCCGUGAGCAUCGCCGUCAGCUCUUCCGCUCAGCCUCAGCUUGUCGUAGGCCUGGCGCAAGAUCCGCAGAACAACACAGCAACCCGGUCCGUCGUAUGGAAUCGCGAUCCCCGUAUGGCCAAGGGUUCGGGAUCGGUAUCUGAUGAAAGCGAUCGACUUGGCGGCGCGAGUGCCGCCGAUGCCAUCAAGAAAGAGACGCAGAACAUCAUCUCCUGGGCAAAGGAGUCCCCUGUUGGGCUCGUGACCGACACCCGACGGGAGUUACUGGCAUCCUGUCUCGGCAGGGCCGUCCACCAAGUGCUAGUGACGCCGCUGAAGCAGUUGUCGCUGACAAGGAACAUCAACUCGCUGGGCCUGGACUCCUUUGCCGCCGUCGAGCUGACGGCCUGGAUCCAACAGCACUUUGGCGUCCAUCUCUCGACCAUGGAGGCCAACACCAGCAUCAGUCUGCUGCAGCUGGCUGAUCUCGUCAUGGACAGGAUGGUGGUGAAGCACAGGCAGGCGAAACAGCCGGGAAAGCCUUGGAUAGGCGGAAACCAGCCGCACGCGGCGAUUGAUACAGCGUGA
Molecule: messenger RNA, 6627 nt
Organism: Colletotrichum siamense
Lineage: Eukaryota; Fungi; Ascomycota; Sordariomycetes; Glomerellales; Glomerellaceae
Gene: FUM1-0
Product: Highly reducing polyketide synthase FUM1
Exons: 4
Coding region: 1-6627 (2208 amino acids)
Biological process (GO): fatty acid biosynthetic process; secondary metabolite biosynthetic process
Molecular function (GO): fatty acid synthase activity; 3-oxoacyl-[acyl-carrier-protein] synthase activity; phosphopantetheine binding
Source: RefSeq, a predicted model, not a curated record